Molecule: messenger RNA, 1318 nt
Organism: Ectocarpus sp. CCAP 1310/34
Lineage: Eukaryota; Phaeophyceae; Ectocarpales; Ectocarpaceae
Source: the annotation of a GenBank genome assembly
UUUGUUUGUGAAAUAGGUACUCUGCGUGGAUGCUGGCCACUUGAAGGGCGACUGGAACGGUAUGAUGCUGGUCGCGACGGGCACGGACGCCGACACCAAGCUGGUGCACGUUGCGACCAGCAUCUGCGACAAGGAGAACACCGACAACUACUCGUGGUUCUACAGGAUGAUGAAGAACGACGUCGACAUGGCGGAGGUACUCAACAGCCCGAAGACCACCCUCUUCACGGACAAGCACAAGUCGCACGAACCUGCCAUCACCCUUCACGCGCCCAACACUGUGUGGAGGUGGUGCCUUCGUCAUCACAUCAAAGCACUUCCCGAGGCCCCUGGACAGACUGUGACCCACUGGCUCUACCACGCAGCCAGGGCGCCAACCCGCACCAAGUUCAUGGACACCAAGGUCAAGCCAACGAAGCCGAAAGCCUACGCCGCUCUAUUGGACCCGAACAAACCCCACGAACUUGUCAAGUGGACGCACCACGCUGGACCCACCGACACAGCCAUCGGGGGUGUCGUGUCGUCCAACGCGGCCGAGCAAAACAUGGUUAUGGUAGGCCUGCAGCGUGGGGAGGAAGUUGCCGCCCUACAUAUGGCCCAGCACAUCCUGGACAAGACCGCCUCCCGGAUGGCAGAAAGGGCUGAACUCGUCAACAGCGCCUCGCAGAGGUUUACCCCUUUCGCCGCUAAGGAGUUCGAGGCUCAGCGCGCGAAGUCCAGCAACCUGCACUCCAGCGCCACCGGGAACGGCAACUUCACUGUUCGCAAACUAGGCAGCAACUACGGCAACCGAGUGGGGCUGGAGUUCGGGACAGAUGGCGUGGUGACUCGCAUGACCUGCACGUGCGGCUACACGACUCGAUUCAAGAUCCCGUGCUGCGAUAUCAUCGCCGUCGGGCGAGCGUUGGACAAGUCCGACGAGGUCAUGUCAAGCAUCGACCCGGCCUACCACCUCGACACCUACCGAGCCCUGUACGCGGAAAGCCGGUUCGAGGUGCACCUGCCCGUGCCGGAUGAGCUGGCUGUUGACGUGGACAUUCUUCCUCCGGUCUGGGUGCCCAACCAGGCUGGUCGCCCCAAGAAAAAGGGACCCUCGAGGACGAAGAGGAUCCCAUUCAGGGGAGAGCACGCUCCGUCGUCCUCCUACAACGUCCGCCUGAUGCCCGCCCUGUCUGAGGGCGCGCCUGCAUCGUCGCAGGGAGCGCCCGCAUCGUCGCAGGGAGCGCCCGCAUCAUCGCAGGGAGCUCCCGUAUCAUCGCAGGGAGCUCCCGCCCUGUCGCAGGGCGGCGUGCAUUCUGGUGUUAUCUCCGUUGACUAG